AAAAUAUUGUAAAAUUAUUAAAGCAUUAGGUCAUUGCUACAAAAUAUGCAAGCAUACGGAAGUAACAGGAAAUUUAUCCCUCUGCUGAUGGAUGAUGGAGAGGAGUUCAUUAUGGAGUUCAAAGGAGAGACUAUUGUGGAGCAUCCUGAGGAUGGCAGCCUUAUCAGGUCAAAAGCCACCCUCAAUUUCUGCUCUAAGAGCAUAAUUAUUGAGUUUGAAGACUCAGAUGCACCAGAGUGUUUAUAUAAAUAUCAUUUUAGACACUUUACUAAAGCUCCAGUCUUGGUUAAAUAAGGAAUCUGUAAGGAUUAAGGUAGAGAAAUGCAUAGAAGUACCCCUCGCAGCAAUUCCAAGAGGAUAUGUAUCCCACAAGGCUAGCAAAGAUGGAGAAUUAGGAGUUGAAUUCCUUUGAUAUUAUGACAAAAUCAGCACUCUUUUAGAAGCCCUUAAUCGUGUCUAUGAAGUAACAUUGAACCCAGGAAGUGAGGAAUACACUAAGUAUGAACUUGAUGUUUUUAACUUCUUCAAUGAUAUCAGAGGAGAUUUUGUUUUUGAUAAAACAAGAAUUAAAAAUCUUUCAGAAAAAGCUCUAUUAGACUCUGAAUUGCGUGUCAAGCAGAUAUUGCCAUUGGUAUCGAAUGUGGGACUCCUCUACAUCACUAAUCGGAGGGUAUAUUUCCAGCCAUACCAAACAAUUGCUUCCAAUCCAGUCAAUAGCUACAAUAUCAUUGAUAUUAGGAAGAUUUUUAAAAGAAGAUAUAUGCUCAUGAGAAAAGGCCUUGAAUUUUGGACAGAAGAAGAGACUGUCUACCUCGCAUUUGAAUCUUCAGCAGAAAGAGACCUCGUAUAUGAUAAACUCAUGGAGUAUGUAGAAGAUGCUGAAACUGAAGAAUCUCUCAUGCAUUACACUGAACAGUGGGUACUUGGAGAAAUGAGUAACUACGAUUAUCUACUAAAGUUGAACUAUCAUUCUUACAGAAGUCGGUCAGACUUAACACAGUAUCCAGUAUUCCCAUGGGUAAUCCAGGACUAUGACUCUGUGGCUCUUGAUCUUAAUAACCCAGAGACAUUUAGGGACCUAUCCAAGCCAAUGGGUGCUUUGAACCCAGAAAGAUUAGAAGAAUACAAGAGAAGGUACAAUGAUAUCCCUGAAGGAGAAAAAUAUCUCUAUGGAACCCACUAUUCAGCACCAGGGUAUGUCAUUGGGUACCUCUUCAGGCUUUAUCCAAGAUGGAUGAUCAAAUUCCAGGGAGGCCACUUCGAUAACCCUAACCGACUUUUUAAAGGAAUUGGGCUGGAAUACGAGAGCUGACUGACAAAUCCAGGAAACGUAAAAGAGCUAAUCCCAGAAUUUUAUGAACCUGAAAGAGAAGAAUUUUUGGUCAAUUCUAAAGGACUAGACCUUGGUAUCAGAGCAAAUGGGGAAAGGGUUGACGAUGUUAUCCUUCCAAGAUGGGCAGAUUCUCCAAAAGAUUUUCUUGAGAAGCAGAGACGAGCCCUUGAAUCUGACUAUGUCUCAGAGAAGCUACAUCUCUGGAUAGACCUCAUAUUUGGUAAAAAGCAAAGAUCUUUGGAUGACAAUAACAUUUUCCAUCCGUUAACAUACGAAGGUGCUGUAGAUCUAGAAUUAAUCUCUGAUCCGUUUGAAAGAUUUGCUACAGAGCAGCAGAUUAACGAAUUUGGGCAAACUCCAAGGCAACUUUUCAGAUACGACCACCCUCAAAAAUACUCCUCAAAGCAAAUAGUAAAAUCGCUUUUUAUAUCAGCAGAUGAGGUCAUGGGUAAGGCCAAACUACCAAGCAUGAUAAACCUCAAAAAUGAAGAGACCAAAGAGAUGAAGAAAAAUUUUUCUCCAAGCAAAGAAGUUGGAAUUACAGAUAUAGAUUUCUCCUCACGUCGGAAACUUAGAGAGGAGGGAAGCGUUGAAGAGUCCAAAGACUCCUUUUAUACUCCUAAAGAGGAGAAGAAGGAACUUUUCCAUACUGAAAAUGACCAUGAUUAUGAUCCUGACCCAACCAACUCCUUCCUUAAGUAUAUUAAAUACAAGAGUCAAGAAAGUCUUGGGAAGGUCCAUAAUGACUCAAUUAUCGAAGUCAAUGCCUAUACUGAUAAAUCGGGACUCACUUCAUUAAUGAUAGUCUCAAGAGAUGGCUUGAUUAAGUUGUUUCAAGAAGAGAAAACCAAAGGAGAACUAGUAGGCCAAUAUACUCAGAAAAGAUCCUUCUUAGUCAGUGAAAGAGAGAUCGUCUGAUCCUGCAUUCUUAAUAAGCAAGAAAGUGUUGUGGUUGGGGCUGGAGAUAACAACAUCAUCCUCUUUAACUUCUCCACAGGGAUAGAAAUAGGAAACUUUUAUGCCCACGAUAAUGAGAUUACCAACAUUUCUGUCAUUGGCUCUUACCUGCUGUCCUUCUCUGCUGAUACCACAUUAAAAAUUUGGAAUAUGAUGAACUCCGAUUUUGCCCACCCACAAGUAUUUUAUGAUCAUGAAGGAUCUAUCAUUAGUGCAGAUGUCUGAAAGAACUCUAUCAUCUCCAUUGACGAGAAUGGGAUAAUCCUGAUCAGAGACAUCACUAAUCCUGCAAACAUUGAGGAAAGGAUAGAAGUAAAGACUCCUAGUGGGGAAGAAAUAGAGCAUGCUAUCAUAAAAUUCAACAAGGCUGAUCCCUUCACAUUCCUGCUAGUCUAUGACGACGCUUUCUUUAUCUACGAAAAAUCAGGCACAAUUAUUAAUGAGAUCUCUAUUGACAAAGAUUUAGGCAUAGAGCUUAUCUUCCAGCACAAGGACUGAAUACUCAUUGCUCUAGAAGACGGAUGAAUGCUGUGUUAUGACUGGCAUAACGAGAAGCAUCACUAUAAGAUCACAGAGACUCAGGAUAAGUACAUCACAUCAGUGAAUGUCUCAAAAGAUACCUUGUUCGUAGGAACUGAAGAAGGAGAAAUCGUUGUGUUUAAAACUUAAUAUUCGCUCCUAGAGUUACAUAAAA
Messenger RNA from Moneuplotes crassus, 2984 nucleotides. Lineage: Eukaryota; Ciliophora; Spirotrichea; Euplotida; Euplotidae. The record is from the annotation of a GenBank genome assembly.